This is a messenger RNA of Eimeria mitis, 1887 nucleotides long. RefSeq lists its product as uncharacterized. NCBI's taxonomy places the organism in Eukaryota, Apicomplexa, Conoidasida, Eucoccidiorida, Eimeriidae. The record is from RefSeq and is a predicted model, not a curated record.
AUGGAGGGCUACGGCAACAAUGAACGCUUCCCCCGCGGUUUAAACCCUCUCCCUUCUUCGACUCCCACGCAGGUGAAAGGCGACAGCGAACUGCCACCACCCUCCCAUGCACAAGCCAAUCCUGGUGCGUCAGGCCAGUUGACCGGGGAGCCGUCAGGAGCAGAUUUUUCGAGAGCUGCGGUUAGAAGAAGAGCAACAGAAUCACGUUGCAAAGAGGCGUCUGGAGCGUCAACAGCGGCAGGUGGUGCAAUUCAUGCAUCCAGUGUGAACAUUGGGGAACAGAGGCGUCUGGAGCGUCAACAGCGGCAGGUGGUGCAAUUCAGAUUGCAUAGUGACAAGAUCACCAAAGUUUCAAGAAGCCCGUCAAAUGCUGUACGUGGUCCGUCUCCGCCGGAUGGACCAGCUGGCUCGGUGAUCCCCUCAGAAGCACAUAAAUAUUCUGCCCCAGAUGCCUCUGCAGAUCCAGACCUCUCGCAUCUUCAAAAACGUCGCACAUGGGUACUGCUGCAACACCUUGUGGAUCAGCUGGAGAAGGACGGGCGACCUGAUGAUCUUCUCCAACGUCCAGAACUCCUGCAGAAGCUGUUGCGUGUCGUUAUGCCGCUAGUUCCCCUUAGAGAUGCUCUCGGAAAGUUUGCUGCCGACAGCAGAACGACAAACACCGCUGGUCUGCAAGGCCCCGUCGAUGAGAGGGAUUACUCCCCCAACCGCAUGGCCCAACGGCCUUCCGCAAGGCCUGUUUCUACCGCAUGCUUCCGGUCAAUGCAUGCAAAUGCUCCAACACGCAGUGCAGAGAAUCGUUUGCGCCCGGCUUUGCACCACAACUCACGGGCAAGCCCAACGAGGACACUUUCCGCCUCUGCAUCUCGGGGAGUGGUGCAGGCGCCGAGGGGAUGGAGCGAGGAUAAUCCUGUAGCUUCGCGACCAGGUGUACAGUACCCUGGCUUCCCUAUCGAUGCAUCCCGAAAUGCGUUUAAUGGCUCGUCGAAGGAUCGCGAUUCUAGGCGCGCUCCCUCUACAAGAGUCCGCGCUGUUCCGAAACGUGAUGUGGGAAAUUCUGCUGAACCGGGAGGACUCGUGGCACCGUUGCGCUGGUAUGAUAAACCUCGGCCGGUGCGUUCAGUUAGCACGGGGAAUUCAUAUAUGCACGUUGCUUCGCGGCUACCCCAGGGUGCUCUACAACACAAGCGGCCCCUGAAAACGCGAUCGCCUGCAGCUUUGCUGGAGAAGAAUACUGAAGAAAGAAAAGCAUUCCGGCCUACGGCUGUGAACUGGGCCACGUCCCCGCGCCACAUCAGCGAGCCAGUGACCGAGCCUGUUGCAUCGGCGAGGUCUGAGGACUCGCAAGACACCCUCAACUCCGCUGUCACUCCUUUACUGGAGGACAUUGUCGAGGACUGCCCGGAGUUGGGACUACCCAGGCAGUUGGGAGCGGGUAGUCUCUGCGCUGUAGACUGGAAUGCCAACAUGCCGCAGCCUCUUGUGCGCUUUACCUCCACUAGAGUCGUUGAAGCAUUGCCGCCCUCUCCACGGGCUAGUAAUUCGGAUGGAGAGACGCCACAGUCGGGUGGUUCUGGAAGGAGUGUUUCGGCAAGUCAAGGAAGCCCCGUAACCCAUGAAGAUCCGCAGUCGGUAGAUCGCGAGGCACAACUACCAGCCUUGACGAAAGCUCCAUCUCCACUUCCAGGAAGCAGGAGACGACUGGCUGCAGAGCCUAAAGCUCCAACUGCCAGGAGGCAUACAGUUGCCACCGUUGUUGCCUCUGCACAACAUAGUACGGAGGAGGAUAGGCCUAUGCCAGGAGGCAUACAGUUGCCACCGUUGUUGCCUCUGCACAACAUAGUACGGAGGAGGAUAGGCCUAUUCGACAUUCGGGGGGAAGCCUAG